Malassezia sympodialis ATCC 42132 is the source of this 1596-nucleotide messenger RNA. RefSeq lists its product as uncharacterized. The record is from RefSeq and is a predicted model, not a curated record. Gene Ontology annotation, biological process: NLS-bearing protein import into nucleus; nuclear pore organization. Gene Ontology annotation, cellular component: nuclear pore central transport channel; nuclear pore nuclear basket. Gene Ontology annotation, molecular function: phospholipid binding; structural constituent of nuclear pore. Lineage: Eukaryota; Fungi; Basidiomycota; Malasseziomycetes; Malasseziales; Malasseziaceae.
AUGUUUUCGGGACUACAGGCGCAAGCGCACUCGCCCUGGGGCCAGAAGACCAGUAGCACGGGCUCGUUUGGUGCGGGAGGCGCGCAGAAUGCGACGCCCUCGACGCCAGCGCAUGCCUCGCCGUCCACCUGGCUGCAGACGCAGUCCUCGCCGGCGCCCCCAGCGACGCUGGGCACGCCAGGCGCGCCGCCAGCAGGCGCUGGGCUGCUGGGUACGCCGCAGCAGGGCAUGGCGCCGUCCUCUCUGAUGGGGUCGACCGCGUCUCAGCCGCCGGCCUUUGGCGCCGGCGCGCCCAUGACGCCGUCGCACGUCGGACUCCCGGGUCCUGCACUGGGCGUGGCGUCGCCGUCUGAGGCGCACGCGUCCCCGAUGAGCCAGGCGCCCGUGGCGUACCUACCUGGCUACCUCAGCAAAAUGCGCGGAAGCAGCGACCGCGCCGGCACUAGUGCGCACCGCUCUGCCGAAACGACGUCGCCCGUCGUCAAGGCGGAGGCAGAUACCUCGCUCCUGUCGGGCAACGAGCCUGCGCAUGCGCGCACGGUGCCGUCGUCGUCUCCAACGCACGGCUUCCACUCGUCCUUCUUCUCGCGCAGCAGCAUGGACCUAGGGGACACGGCGCGCGCCGCGACACCCGCGGCUGGUGCGCGCGAGGGCAGCAUCUUUGGCCACGGAGGCUUGCGUGGCUCGGUGAAGCAGGAGGACAGCGCGGACCGUUCCAUGUCGCGUCCGCCGGGCUCGCCACCGACGCACACUACCCCCGGAUGGGGCGGCAACGAAUCGCUGAGUUUCGUGGCGCACGCUAUGGACGACGACGAUGCGCCUCCCCAAGAGACGCUGAGCGAUGUCGCACGCCUGCAGCCGCGCCCGCUGGACGCGGCGCCGUCGGCGGGCGUCGCUCGUGCAUCGCUGACCGCUGCGGCUGCCGCCACGGCCCACGAGGCCCGGCCGCCCCAGGCGCCCCUCUCGGAGCGCGUGGUCAUCGUGUAUGGCUUCCCGCCGACCCUGCGCGCGUUUGUCGUGGAGCAGUUUGGAUCGCUGGGCGGUCUUGUAUCGGCCGACGACGUGGACAUCGGCGCAGCAGCGCACGCGCAGGGAGCGCUCGUGCCUGUGCGCCUGGCGUACGCGGAGCCGGUCCAGGCGCUGCAUGCGCUGCACCAGACGGGCAAGAGCAUCGCAGGGACGUGCUUGAUCGGUGUGCGCUGGGAGAACGAUGCGAUGCACGAGCAGAGCCUCGUGCAGGGCCUCGACGCGCCGCUGCUCGCCACGGCCGGCGCGGAGGGCCGCGGUGCCGCGGGUGGACCUGCGCGGCCGAGUGCGGCGCCUGCGACACCGGCGCCGUCGUCGCGCCUGCCCGCCAAGGGCACCCCCGCGUUUGGGCGCCCGAUCACCAAGGUCGAUUCGCCUGUGGCAGCGCUGGCGCAGCCGGCGGCCAAGAGCGGGGCCACGCCGCAUUCGCCGUUCCGCUCGGUCGUGAACCUGGGCGAGUCGCUCUGGCGCGGUAGCGUCAGCGCACCGCACGCGGCGCCGGCGGCCCCCGCGCCCAAUGCACCGUCGGGGGUGCUGGGCCGCCUGGCCGAUGGUCUUUUUGGUUGGUAG